This is a messenger RNA of Tympanuchus pallidicinctus (lesser prairie-chicken), 2742 nucleotides long. It is a transcript of the gene ELP6, whose product is annotated as elongator acetyltransferase complex subunit 6. Bases 71 to 886 code for a protein of 271 amino acids. The transcript is spliced from 5 exons. Lineage: Eukaryota; Metazoa; Chordata; Aves; Galliformes; Phasianidae. Gene Ontology annotation, biological process: tRNA wobble uridine modification. The record is from RefSeq and is a predicted model, not a curated record. Gene Ontology annotation, cellular component: elongator holoenzyme complex.
GCGGCCCCGCCCGGCGCAUGCGCGGCUCUGGUUGCUCCCCCCACUCACUACGCGCGCACACACAGCCGCCAUGCUGCAGGAGCUGAACGAGCUGCUGGACGCCGCCCCGCAGCGCCCGGACACGGGUAAAUUCACACUGCUGCGAGACAGCAGAACGGAUGGCAGCUUCUUGGUGCACCACUUCCUCUCCUUCUACCUCAGAGCUGGCUGUAAGGUUUGCUUCCUGGCCCUGGUCCAGUCCUUCAGUCACUAUAACAUUGUAGCACAGAAGCUGGGGAUCAGUCUAACUGCUGCCAAGGAACAGGGGCAGCUUGUCUUUUUGGAAGGCCUCAAGUCCUGCCUUGACCUCGUGUUUGGGGAGGAGGAGCGGUCAGGACAGCCCAGUCCUCUUCAGUUUAUAAGUGGGAGCGUUUCCAACCUCAAGGACCUGUUUCACUUUGUCCAGAAGUCCCUGACGCCUGCUGACAGCGACUGCUGGAAGGGCCGGGUGCUGCUGGUGGAUGACCUCAGCGUGCUGCUCAGCCUGGGUGCUGCGCCAGUGGACGUGCUGGACUUCAUCCACUACUGCAGAAUGGUCGUGUGCUCUCAGCUCAAGGUACUGCUCCCUCCGCACACAGAAGCAAAGCCUGGCUUUCUCUGUGUUCCCCUGUGCACAGUAGAAGUGCAGAAGGCUUUGUCUCUGCGGGAAGUUCAGACCUUCUCUCCAUGGCCCUUCCUGGGGAGUUGCAUGAGUCCCUGGGGUACCUUUGCAACUGGUUUCCAGGAGGUGCUGUGCAGAGCAGGGCUUUGGGGUGGAACGCGCUGCUUUUUUCAAGCUGUGACACUUCAGAGAUGUCUGCUCACAGCCGUGUUUGUGUGCAUGCAGGAGGAAACAUUUCUAAGGUGACAAGGGGCUGACGAGCUGGGGAUGCAGCUGAAGGUCUGCUCGGCUCCUGGGGUGGAGGGAACGUGGCUCUCUGCUUCCAGCAGUUUUGCACCAGCUGCUUUCUGAGGGCAUGUGACCAUGUGGCAAUUCUACAACAAUCUCCCUGGCGAUGCGCUCGUCCUGGAAGCAUCACAGCCAAAAAUCAUUAAUCACAUCCAUCCUUUGCUGUUUACACUGCAGCAUCCACCACCUCAGCCACUUCUCUCUUUGCUUGAGUGAGAAAUAAAGUAGACGAUGUCAGGUUUUGUUACCCUGCACUUCACGUGUUGCUGGGGUGUUUGAGCUGUAAAUGCUGACAGGGGAUGUUCUGCUUGCUGGGAAUACUUACCAUCAAAGCAGCUGGAAAAAAGAAAAAAAAAAGGUAAAUUUUGCUAACACGUUUCUAUUUCUGUCCAAGAUGUUCUGAAGCUUUAAAGUACAUUUUACUUGUUUGAGAAUUGGAUGUUAUUUUAAGUCCACAGUGAGCUGCCUGUGCUGAGGCAGAGGCUCCUGGGAUAUGGUUAAUGGUGGUGGUGUUGCACUGGGGAGCUCUUCAGGAGCUGAGAAGGUUUGGAAGCACAGCUCUGGCUGCAGCCGCUCAGCUGUGUCUUUAUUUAGCUGUUCUGAAUUCAUCCAGAGAGCUGCUGUUUGCACGGCCUGACAGACAGGUUUAGCUAGAUAGCUGCCUUGUAACAAAGGCUGCAUGUAUUUUUAGUCUAGAUAGGUCUGCAGAUACUGCAGAUGUGUGUGUUUGUGUGUAUACAGAUCUGUACGCAUACACACACCAAGCUAUUUCAGAGAUGUGUGUAUGCCUUCAAGAAGGCCCGGUGCAAGGUGCUGCCCUCGGGUCAGGGCAGUCCCAGCUAUAAGUAUGGAUGGGAGAAGAACUCAGAGCAGCUCUGUAGAGAAGGACUUGGGGGUUCUGGUGGUACAAAGCUCGACACGAGGCAGCAGUGUGCACUCACAGCCCAGAGUACCAACAGUAUCCUGGGCUGCAUCAGCAGAGGGGUGGCAGUGGGCAGGGAGGGGAUUGGCCCCCUCUGCUCUGCCCUCGUGGGACCCCAUCUGCGUGCAGAGCUGGGACCCCAACCCAGAAAGAUGCAGAGCUGUUGGAGAGGGUCCAAAGGAGGCCAUGAAGAUGCUCAGAGAAGGAGCAUCUCCCCUACUAUAAGAACAGGCUGGGGGCAUUCAGCAUGGGGAAGAGCAGGCUUGAGGGAAGACCUCACUGCGGCCUUCCAGUGCUUAAAGGGAGCUUAUGAACAGAAGAGAGAGAGACUUUCUACAUGGGCAGAUAGGGAUAAGAAAGGGGAAAUGGCUUUAAACUAAAAGAAGGGAGAUUUAGAUUAGAUGUUAGGGGUAAACUACUCAGGGGGCAGUGAGGCCCUGGUACUGCUGCCUAGGGAAAUGUGGGUGUCCUGGAGGUGCCUGAGGCCUUGGCUGGGCUCUGAGCAGCCUGGGAUGGGAAUGGCAGCCCACUGCAGAGCUGGAAAAGGAUGGGCUUUAAGAUCCCUUCUAACCAAAGUCGUUCUGUGAUUGUGUGAUACAUGCCUCAUGUUGAUUUUCCCAGUGGGUUUUGGUUGAGCACCGGCUGGCAUGCUGGCAGAUGUCUGAGUGGCUUUACUGGCAGGGCACUUGGACACGAGCUCCUGUUGCUCCCUGCCUGGCCUCACCUGGAGUGAGUUGGAGCCAACAAGAGGCUCAGCACUGCCAGCUGUUGUCGUUGCAGGGGAACAUUGUGGUGCUGGUUCAUGGCAGCGAGGAUUCAGAGGAUGAGGAGAACAAGCUGGUGGUGACCUCCCUAUGUCAUCACAGCAACCUGAUCCUGUGGGUGGAGGGGC